Molecule: messenger RNA, 1485 nt
Organism: Exophiala xenobiotica
Lineage: Eukaryota; Fungi; Ascomycota; Eurotiomycetes; Chaetothyriales; Herpotrichiellaceae
Exons: 5
Coding region: 1-1485 (494 amino acids)
Biological process (GO): transmembrane transport
Cellular component (GO): membrane
Molecular function (GO): transmembrane transporter activity
Source: RefSeq, a predicted model, not a curated record
AUGGGUAUGGAAGUCAAAGUCUCCUCGUUUGCGUCGGAGCACAAUGAAGACCCUAAAGUCCUUCCGGAACUUGAGACCCGCCCUUCAAAAGCAGCGAAGUUGGAGAAGCGCUUUGUUCGCAAACUGGAUAUGAUCAUCUUGCCGCUGCUUGCACUCGCGUACUUGUUGGCAUACAUGGACAGAAACAAUGUUGGCUAUGCCCGGCUAAUGGGGCUCCAAGAAGACCUCAAUCUAUCAUCAGGAGAAUUCUAUAAUGUUGUCAUGAUGUUCUAUGCCGGCUAUCUGGUCACCAUAUUCCCGGCCAACUUGCUGGUUCGAACCAUCGGACCAAGAAUCCAACUGAGCUUUGCCGUCCUCGCCUUUGGGCUUUUCGUUUGCUGCAUGUGCUCUGCUCGAGGCUACGGAGAUAUACUGGGCCUGCGCUUCGGCGUCGGUGCUGCCGAAGCCUUGUUGCAAGCCACACCACUGUACUUGGUGCUGUGGUACGGGAGAAACGAGCUUGGUAAAAGGAUCGCAUUGUUCUAUUCUGCCACGGUCAUUGCUGGAGUGUUCGCCGGUCUUAUCGCUUAUGCAGUCCAGAAAGACCUCGAAGGCGCUGCUAGGAGACCAUCAUGGCAGUGGCUUUUCAUCAUUGAGGGGUCUAUUGCGAUCGGAAUUGGUUUACUUAUGGCUGUCUUCCUCCCGGGAUUUCCUGAUCGGAUCAAGAAAUCUUGGAUGUUUAACAGUCAAGAGAUUGAGCUCGCCAUCUCUCGGGGCGAAGGUCUCAACGCGAAAGGGGCAAGUCGUUUCCAGCCCAACCAGGUCCGUAAGAGCCUUCUCGAUCCGAAGACAUGGUACUUGGCUGUACUCGCCGGGGUCAAUUCGACACUCUUAGCUUCCACCGGCGCCUUCUUCCCUACCAUCAUCAAAGAAUUCGGCUACAGCUCAGUACAGACACAGCUCUUCACAGUCAUACCCUACGCAUGCGCCUUUGUGUCCAUGGUCACGAUUGGCUAUCUCUCUGACCACUUCCGCAAAAAGUCCACCUUCAUCCUCGGAUGUCUGUCGCUCUGCGCGACUGGCCUAAUUAUACUUAUGGCGACAACAGGCAAAGAAGUCGGCGUAUUUGCUGCAUGUCUUUUGGUGAUGGGCGCCUAUCCAUCAGCCGUUCUUCAGAUGGCGUGGAUCCAAAUCAACUUCUGUGGCAACACUAAGAGGGCCAUGUCAUGGGCGGUGGCGAUGAUAUUUGGACAGGGACUGAGCAUGGCCGGAGCUCAGAUUUACACUACACCACCCCGUUUCUUCAAAGGUCAUGGCAUAUUGCUGGGUUUCGUGGUCAUAGCAAUGUGUUCCACCGUUGCUGCAAGAUUGACCAUGGCAAAGGCAAACAAGCGUCGCGAUGAGGAGCUGAGAGAAUAUGAACAGCGGGGUGAAGCUCAUCCGGACCAGGCAAAAUCAUAUGAGGAGACUUGCGACUAUCAUGUCGCCUUCAAAUACACCAUCUAG